CCUUCUUCCUCCACAACCGCCGCCGCCGCAGCAAACCCUUGCGCGCUCGCCCUCCAACCCUCCGCCGCCGCCGCUCCACAGCCUCACCGCCGCCGUCGACAUGGGUAAGGUGCACGGAUCGCUGGCCCGUGCCGGGAAGGUGCGCGGCCAGACGCCCAAGGUCGCCAAGCAGGACAAGAAGAAGCAGCCCCGCGGCCGCGCCCACAAGAGGAUCCAGUACAACCGUCGCUUCGUCACCGCCGUCGUCGGCUUCGGCAAGAAGCGCGGCCCCAACUCCUCCGAGAAGUAGGCGCGCGGCACCAACGCGCCAUGAAAAAGGCUCUUCCUUUGCGCUAGUUUUCCUCUCGUUUGUUGUUACGCAAGAAGAUGAUGAUGGAAGAGACUUCACUUACAUUCGUACUCAAGUGUUAAAGUAUGCAAUGUUUUGCUUAGUUGAAGAAUCUGAGAUAUUGGUGGUAUGAGUAUGCAUGCAUGUUAUCCUUAGUUGAAGAAUCUGAGAUAUUGUGGUACGAGUUCAUGGCUUAAAUUUCCUUGUUUGUUGUUGUUGC
Messenger RNA from Triticum dicoccoides, 548 nucleotides. RefSeq names its product 40S ribosomal protein S30. NCBI's taxonomy places the organism in Eukaryota, Viridiplantae, Streptophyta, Magnoliopsida, Poales, Poaceae. Bases 101 to 289 code for a protein of 62 amino acids. The record is from RefSeq and is a predicted model, not a curated record. The transcript is spliced from 2 exons. Gene Ontology annotation, biological process: translation. Gene Ontology annotation, cellular component: cytosolic small ribosomal subunit; ribosome. Gene Ontology annotation, molecular function: structural constituent of ribosome.